This is a messenger RNA of Xiphophorus maculatus (southern platyfish), 2421 nucleotides long. RefSeq names its product serine/threonine-protein kinase SBK1-like. Gene Ontology annotation, biological process: peptidyl-threonine phosphorylation; peptidyl-serine phosphorylation. Gene Ontology annotation, molecular function: ATP binding; protein serine/threonine kinase activity. Bases 509 to 1660 code for a protein of 383 amino acids. The record is from RefSeq and is a predicted model, not a curated record. The transcript is spliced from 4 exons. Lineage: Eukaryota; Metazoa; Chordata; Actinopteri; Cyprinodontiformes; Poeciliidae.
GACAGGAAACGGGAAGGAGAGGGGGGAAGACAUGCGGCAAAUGUUGUCGGGUUAAUCAGACUGGAUUAAAUCUGUUUUCCAGAUUGAAACUAUUUUCUCAGCUUGAGAAGUUGGAGGAAUAAAAUAAAAACAGAAACCAUUUUUAUCCAUAAAUAUGUUUGUUUUUCUGCUCAUUUAUUUCCAAUCAUAACUCAAUUUUAACCUGAAAGUAUAAAUUCCUCCAUCAUUAAGGCGCCCCGCUGUUCGUGGCGCCCGCCGCUCUCCACUCUGAUUGGUUGUCUGGACUCGGUGGGCGGGGCCUCCGGGGACAAUAGAGAGCGGCUCCAGGGAGGCUGAUCCGCGGGCAGACGGUGCCGGGAUCCGCGGUGUGAAGCUCCAGCUCCGGACCGGGACGGAAGACGCUGCUGCCGCCGCAGGAGGAGCCGCGGGGCGCCGCUGGGUGGACGGACUGCUGCAGCUGCGAUCAGGAACCUCCGUCUGCAGACCGACUUCCCGACCCGACGGCACAAUGAACCCGGCGCCGCCCGCCUCCCGCUCGCCCGCCUCCCGCUCGCCCGCCUCCCGCUCGCCCGCCGACGUCCUGGAGGAGCUGCAGCUGAUCGCGGCUCAGAACCUGGAGACUCUGGACAUCAGCCGGUACUACCAGGUGGUCCGAGAGCUGGGCAAGGGAACCUACGGGAAGGUGGACCUGGUCAUCCACAAGAUCCGAGGCACCAAGAUGGCGCUGAAGUUCCUGAGGAAGAAGAGCACCAAGCUGAAGAGCUUCCUGCGGGAGUACAGCGUGUCGCUCUACCUGUCGCCCUGCCCCUUCAUCAUCAACAUGUUCGGCAUCGCCUUCCAGACUGACGACUUCUACAUCUUCGCCCAGGAGUUCGCGCCGGCGGGGGAUCUGUUCGACAUCAUCCCGCCGCAGGUGGGACUCCCUGAGGCCGUGGCGAAGCGCUGCGUCCAGCAGGUGGCCAUCGCCCUGGACUACCUGCAUUGUAAGAAGCUGGUCCACCGGGACAUCAAACCGGAGAACAUCCUCAUCUUUGACACCGAGUGCAGAAAGGUCAAGCUGUCGGACUUCGGCAUGACGCGGCGCGCCGGCUCUCCGGUGAAGCGCGUCAGCGGCACCAUCCCGUACACGGCGCCGGAGCUGUGCGACGCGGCGCGUCAUGAUGGAUUCAGCGUGGACUUCAGCACAGACGUGUGGGCGUUCGGCGUGCUGCUGUUCUGCAUGCUGACGGGGAACUUCCCCUGGGAGAAGGCCAUGCCGAACAACGCCUUCUACGAAGAGUUCGUCCGCUGGCAGCGCCGCCGCUCCGGCGCCGCGCCGUCGCAGUGGCGCCGCUUCACGGAUGAAGCUCUGCGGAUGUUUCGCCGGCUGCUGUCCAUCGAGCAGCAGCGCCGCUGCGCCAUCAAAGAAGUCUUCAGCUACUUCAACCACAGCUGGAUGUUGGACACGGAGAACGGGAACGGUGGCGCGGCGACCGCCAACGCCGUGGACAUCAGCUCGUCUUCGUCGGAGGAGGACGCGCUGGUGGACAGGCUGAAGCAGCAGAGCCUGUCGCCCGGCUGCAUGGACGCCCACUUCGCCUCAAACGGCGAGCGAGUCAACAGGAACAGCAGCGACAGGAGGCGGAUCCUGGUGACCACGCCCAUCGAGAUCUGCGUGUAGAGACGCAGCGCCGCCUCCGAAGAUUUCCCCGACGUGAUGACGUCAUGACAGAAGAGCUGGAAUUAGGUUGGCACCGGAAAAUGGCCGCCAGCCUGUUGUCGCUUCAGCGCCGAUCCGACCCGACAGUUUCCGAUGACGGAGGAACCGGAAGAAAGUCAAACCGUGACGUUGGUUCAGUCCCGGAAGCAGCAAAACCCGGAACAUGGAAGAAACCAGGAAGCUGAGAGAGACGUGAUGAAAACUGUGACUCGUGUUUCUGUGACGUGAGUCUUUAUUGAUCAGAUUAAUAUAUUUAUGGAUUGUUUGUGACGGAAAAGAUCUGAAGUUUAUUUCCUUUAAGGGAAAUAAAAAUCUGUAAUUUAGUAGUAAAAUGGAGGCAGAAUCAUUCUGACGUUGUUUACCGUCUCAUGUUAAUCAACCACCAGUCCUCCCAGUUCGUCUCCCAGUUCGUCUCCCAGUUCGUCUCAGAACUUUUCUCAUUUUGGAGCUGAAAUGUGAAUUUCCAGUGAUAAAGUCUUAUUAAAAAGAAGAAAAGCAGAGAACAAUUUGGAUUUUUCUUUCCUGUUCACUAAAUCAAAGAUGAAAUUAUUUGUGCUUCCUGUGAGAAACUGGACAGGAAAUGAGGUUUGUUUAACCUCAUUUCCUGUCACGAAACACGUCGUUUUUCCGACGUGUUUCCGUGGAAAAACGUUUUUCCUUUUCGUUUCUGUGUUUCUUGCAUGAUGUCUCGUCUCUGUGGCAUUUCUGGAAAUAAAAACAGC